This is a messenger RNA of Bufo bufo (common toad), 517 nucleotides long. Its product is annotated as ADP-ribose glycohydrolase MACROD1-like. NCBI's taxonomy places the organism in Eukaryota, Metazoa, Chordata, Amphibia, Anura, Bufonidae. The transcript is spliced from 4 exons. The record is from RefSeq and is a predicted model, not a curated record. The coding region runs from base 2 to 517 and encodes 171 amino acids.
CAUGACUAGUACCGUGCUCCGACAACGCAGGUUCCGCUCCCUGUGGCACUGUUACACAGUGGACGCAGUCCUCCGCAUAGCUCAGGAUCCCUACUCUUUGCUCACCUGUUAUCGGGCGCUGCACCCCCAGUCCUGCUGCUUCACAACGAGACCACUGACUUCUUCCGCUUGCACCAUGGCCGGGAAGAUUGACCUGAACUCUCCCUCCACCAGCUGGAAAGAAGCUAAAACUUUCCUGAAGAGUCUCAACAGUAAGCAGAGACGUGAACAUUACUCUGUGAAAGAUUUUGUCAAGCUGAAGGAGAUCCCUGCAUGGAAAGACACAGCAAAAAAGGCUCGAGCCAGACAGCCUGAAGAAGUCAAGUUCCCAAAGAGCAAAGAUCUGAAUGAGAAGAUUUCUCUUGUCAGAGGCGACAUCACUAAACUAGAGGUAGAUGCUAUUGUUAAUACAGAUCCACCUGACUGCUUUCUUAAUGAUCCAGCAGAGCGUUCAUACAGCACUUUGCUGGAUAAAUGA